CAGCCUCCGGCUCGGCGGAGGGGCCGCAGGCCGCGCCCGCUCCUCCAGCCCCGCCGCCGGGGAGGGGUUUCCCGGGAGGAGCCGGCCCCUUUCAUCCAGGAAGUGAAAGCGACGUCGGGGUCAAUGAAAACAAACGGGGAGCCCGGGGGGAAAGGAAGGCGAGCGAGGAGGAGGGAGCGCCUGGGAGCGGGAGGGAGCAGCCGGGCGGUGGGAGCGCGUGCGGGAGGCCGGCUGCGGUCGCGAUUUUGCCGCCGCCGUCGCCGGGGCUCGCCCGGGGAUGUCUGAGCCCGCGUCUCGAGGCCCCCGAGCUUCACGCGGCGGCCGCCGUCCUGGCCUCUGAGGGCCGCCACGUCCCAGCAGCGCGCGCGGGCUGAGGGCGGCUCGGUGCCGGCUGGGGGCGCCCGGGGAGGGGCCCGGGCUUGUGGUGAGGGGCUGCCCAGGACCCGCGUUUCCCCCUUCACCGCGGCCGGCGCCGGGCCAGGAGGAUGCGCGGCGCCAGGCUCUGAAGCAUGGAGGGAGUUCUGUACAAGUGGACCAACUAUCUCACAGCAAUACGGUUUAUUUUAAAAGUUCUCUUGUUGAAGUUGUUCAAGCCUAGCAAGCAAGAUUUUGGAAGCUUUUCCCAGAUAAUAUUCUCUUAGGGGUUGAUUGUCAACGAGGUAUCCUUAUGGUUUGGAAUUCAGGUUGGCAGCCUCGUUGGUUUGUUUUAGAUAAUGGAAUCCUGUCCUACUAUGAUUCACAAGAUGAUGUUUGCAAAGGGAGCAAAGGAAGUAUAAAGAUGGCAGUUUGUGAAAUUAAAGUCCAUUCGGCAGACAACACAAGAAUGGAAUUAAUCAUUCCAGGAGAGCAGCAUUUCUACAUGAAGGCAGUGAAUGCAGCUGAAAGACAAAGGUGGCUGGUUGCUCUGGGGAGCUCCAAAGCCUGUUUGACUGAUACUAGGACUAAAAAAGAAAAAGAAAUAAGUGAAACCAGUGAAUCUCUGAAAACCAAAAUGUCUGAGCUUCGCCUCUACUGUGACCUCCUAAUGAAGCAAGUUCAUACGAUCCAAGAAUUUGUUCAUCAUGAUGAGAAUCAUUCAUCUCCCAGCAUAGAGAACAUGAAUGAAGCCUCUUCUCUACUUAGUGCCACGUGUAAUACAUUCAUCACAACGCUUGAGGAAUGUGUGAAGAUAGCAAAUGCCAAGUUUAAACCUGAGAUGUUUCAGCUGUCCCAUCCGGAUCCCUUAGUUUCUCCUGUGUCACCUUCUCCUGUUCAAAUGAUGAAGCGUUCUGUCAGCCACCCUGGUUCUUGCAGUUCAGAGAGGAGUAGCCACUCUAUAAAAGAACCAGUGUCUACCCUUCACCGACUCUCCCAGCGACGCCGAAGGACCUACUCAGAUACAGAUUCUUGUAAUGAUGUUCUUCUUGAAGACCCAGAUAGACCUGUUCACUGUUCAAGAAAUACACUUAAUGGAGAUUUGGCAUCAGCAACCAUUCCUGAAGAAAGCAGACUUAUGGCCAAAAAAAAAUCUGAAUCAGAAGAUCCUCUUCCAUCCUUCUCUUCCUGAGGAAACAGAAGUGUCCAACUUCCUCUAAGUAUUGCUAUGCAAAAGCUGCUGUAAUUAAACUAUGUUAUAGGGAGUAGUUUUUCCCUUAGGAUUUCUCUGCACUUUAUAGAAUAUUGUAAAACAAACAAACAAAAAAACAACCCACAUACCUUUGAAGUGUAUUUUAUCUUUAUACAGUUUAUUUGCAAGAGUAUUUUCCUAAUAACUUCACAGUAUGAAUGUGCAUCUUUUUUUUUUUUUUUUUAAACCAAUGAUUGUGUAACGUUUUGACAUCUGUAAGGACAAAUGUAGAUAUUUUUCUAACAAACUGUGAGGGACUGACAUCUUAGUCAGUGUGUAUUGUAGCUUAUAAACAUGAAAUCUUAUUAACUUAAGGUUUCAGUUUGACAGAAGUGUGAUAUACGUGACUUGUGCCAUGGACCAAAUGGUCACUUUACCCCAGCUGAAAGUGAGUUACGGUUGCAGCUUGAUGGUGUUUGUAUUAUAUUCCUUUAAGCAAAAAGGAAGCAUUUAAUAUUUGAAAUAUUUUUACCCUAAAUACCAUGACAUUGAGGAUUUUUUAAAAACCAGACUGUGCUGUCCUUCAUAUAUGAAGUUGACACUACUGAUUUGCCAAUACCAAAUGUUGGGUUAAAGUAUUUAAUUUUUACUUAUUUAUUUUUCUGUUGCAUCAAAAAAAGGAUUGCAUCCCAACUUUUAUGACCUACCAAAUUUAAGAUAUGUAUACAUUGUUAUUUACAUUGUUCGAGAAAAGGUUAAUGUUGUAGUGACUUUGCUCACUUCCACCAGAGAAAUAAAUGACUUGCAAUGGAAGAGGAUUUUAGUGCUUUUUUCCUAAAAUAGACAUUAAGCUGCUGUUUUAAGGUAUUAAUGUUUGCAGCUCUUUAGAAUAUCUAGACAUUUUUUAUUUAUAAAUAUUUAUAAAAAAGGAAUCUGUCAAGGUGACUGCCCUACGUAACUUGAGAAUGGCAUUAUUUAAUUAAAGAACAAAUAGCAUUUUUUGGUAGUGCCUGUCCAUACCUAUUGUCAGUGUUUGCCUUGUAAACUGUUUUUUCAGUUCACUUUGGAGUGACGGUUUUGUCCAAGGUUUUGGAUGAGGAGCACUUUAAAACAAACUGGUUUGGUGUUUUUUAGUUAAUCAUAUGUUUAAUAAAUAUGUGGUUUUUGCAUUCGAACUCAUCAUAUAAUACAUUGUAUUUUUUACAUUUAUUAAUAGCUUGUCUGAUCUUUAUCAAGUGGUAAUAAUAUUCUUUAUUGCUUUGAUUUUACUUGUAUAUUCAGACAUAGUAAAUACACAAUGACACAUAUUUUUAGUUUUUUUGCUGGUGAGCUUAGGAUAGUGUGUCCUAUUUCAUUUUAAAUUUCUCUUGUAAGUUUAUGUGGGGAUUUUUUAAAAAGAGUUAAUAUUUGGUAUUUCCUUAUUAAAAUAAGUCUGUCGUUAUAGGCUUUCUUCCUUAAGUUUAAAAUGGACAUAAACAAUCUAUAUACAUUAAUAUACAUUUAGAUAAACUGUAUGCUACUUAAAGUAUUUGUGAUUUUAAAUAACACAUAGGUCAUUAGACUAUGUUAAGAGGAAUCUUUUUCUGCUCAUAUGUUGUACUUCAUAUGUCUGAUUUGAGAAAAAAGUUUGAUAAUGUAGUGUUUUCAUGUUGAGCGAGUAAUCAGGUUUUUUGCUUCUUCUAUUUUUUUAUUUUUUGUAGUAAGAAUGAGGAGUGAUAAGACCGUGAAGGUCAAGGUGCUACUAAUUGUGGGAGUUUUUCUGGUAGUUUUUUUUUUUUAACCAAUUGGUUUAUAAUGAAAACACUAUAACAAAGCUUUUGAACUCAUGGAAAAUAAAUCUAUUUUCUAUUGCUUAAUCCAAAAAUAUGAGUUCCUAAACAGUUUUAUGUAAAUGUUUUUAAAAAUAAAAUACAGUUAUUUCUGGUUCAUAUCAUUUUUUUCUCCUUGAAACAGGUGCUUUGAACACGUUUGCUAUAUUCCUAAGUAUGGCUUUUAUUGUGACUGGAGCCACCUUUUUUCCCUAAGGAACCAACACAUUUGUGAAAUUAUUUUUUUUAAAGGGAUAUCAAUGUAUCUUGAAUUACAUCUAGGUUUUGAUCUUGAGUUGGUAGCAUGAAGCAACCUUUAAAUCUUCCGGGAACCUUGAGGAGCCCAGUUUAUUUUCAAGUGUGACUGACUUUUCUGAAUUUUAAGAAAAAAUGAACCAAAUAAGAACAAUUUCAUAAGAAUUUUAGUUUGUUAGGAUUUUCUGUAAUGUAUAACUAUUGGUUGUUCUUGUUUUGCUUUAUCUAAGCCAUGGGGUUAUUGAGAAAUUUGGAGACUCUUGGUAUAUCAGUGAUCUACUAAGCAGAACCAGUGCUUGCUUUUGUUUUGAAGUGCGUGGUUUCUGUUGUGUGGGAAUCCAAGGUUUCUGUGAUUAAAGCAACUUUGAUGAGAAUUCUUUUGUAAAUGGACCAAAUUUGAACUUUGUUAUAGUACACCGAAUUAUUGUAUUAUCUUCAACUAGGAUAAAUCCAGAAAUGGAUGCUAUUGCUUACAUUCCAAGGCAAGAGAUAUAAAGUGUCUUCAUUUUGACAGUCGCCAUGGAACUUCACCCUGAAUUGUAGAUUUUCACUGUGUGUUAUUAUGCUUAGUGUUUAGAAAUUAUCAUAAGAUCUCAGGAAAUGUAUCCUUGUAAUAUGUCAGUAUUUUAUUGCUGUUUAUACUGAUUUUGUACACAUUAUCGUAUCAUUAAUUUGGACUCUGCCAAUUCUUUGUUUCUUUUAUUAAAUGAAGUGCCUCUGGGUCUGUGCUUUGACCCUUGCUUCUGCCACUUGGUACAGAGGGAAUAUCCUGGCCUGUAAGAAAGCUUGGUUAGGCUGCAGGAGCUCCUUUGCGGAGGUCUCUCUGUGAAUAGCCCUGGUGGGGUAAGUAAUUGUAGCUGGUAGAUAGGGCUUCCUUCUCAUGCUUUCCAGUUCCACAGUCCUCCUUUCUUUGAAUUCAGACUGAAUUUUUUUUUUUUUAAUUAGCUUUCUUUUUACUAAAGUAAUUCAUGUACAUAAUUUAAAAAAUCAAAUAGAACUAGGAGGCUUAUAAUGAAAAGGAGUAGUUCCCUCUCUUACAGCCCUGGAGACAAGUACUUUUAGCUCUUAGUGGUUUGUUCCAGUAUUUACCUUCCUAUUUGAAAAUAUGUUUUAUUACGCUUUCUUGAUUUGUCAAUUUUAGAAAUGACUUUUUGAAUUCCUUUUAUGGCAAGCAGGAUCACUUUUCUUAUAUCUUUACCUCCCCAAUUCCUCCCAUUGCAGAUUAAUCACAACUUUUUGUUGAAUUGAUAAAUAUAAAUGUUGUGUAUUGAUCAGUAUCAGUUAUUUCCUGUCACUGUUUCCUUUCUACUAGAAUCUUAUUUUUCUUCGAAUUACAAUCAUAAUUGCCUGAUUUUAAAAUUUGCUUCGUUUUUUAUGUACCUGUCACAGUGAUUUUCCGAAGGCUUAAAUGCUAAAAAAAAAAAUCAGAUAAUCUAUCAAUUCCUUUUUUUUUUUCUUUUCCCUUUGGGGACAUUUUUUCCACAGUCCUUCAUCUUCUGCCAUCUGGACCAUUGCUCUCCAGGCGCAUGCAUGGCUCUGUGGUCACUCUGGGAUCCCUUUGUUUUUCAGUCUCAGGUUGGAUCUCCUGUUUAUUGGAUCUUCUUUCUUGAUUUACUGCACUUUUUUUGCCAAAGCAUAUCCACUACCAAAAACUUCCUGGGAAAAUGUGCAUGAGAGGUAAAGAUUUUGAGGCUUUAUAGGUCUGAAAAUGUCUCUGUUCUUGAUUGAUUGGUAAUUUGGAGUCUCUGUUGAAAAUAAUUUUCUCUUAGAAUGUUAAAGGCAGUGCUCCAUUGUCUUAUAGUCUUCAUGAUUCCUGUGAAAAUUCUGAUACCAUUCUUUUACAUGGGACCUGUUUUUACACUCUGGAAGCUUUUAAGAGCUUCUCUUUACCCCCAACAUUUCAUGAGGUUGUCUAGGUCUUUAUUCAUUCAUGUUGGUGGGUAUGUGACUUGGUGGAAUCUUUCAAUUUGCAGACUUGUGUACUUCAAUUCUGGCAAAUUCUUUGUGUUACUUUUUGAUAAUUUUCUCUCCUCCAUUUUCUCCAUCCUGUUUUUCUAAAAUUCCUGUCAUUUGAAUGUUGGACCUCCCAGGUUGAGCCUCUAAUUUUAAAAAUCUUUCCUCUCCUAAAUUGUAGUAUUCUGAUUGUUCUUUUUCUAUCCCUCUAGCUUUUCUGUUGAAUUAUUUUUUAGCUGUAUCUGUUAAUUUCUAAGAUAUCUUUUUUGCUCUGUUCUAUUUUCUUGAGGGUGAUUGUGUUUUUUUUUUUUUCUCAUGGCUUUCCUGUUUCCUGCAUUGUUUCCUGUUCUGUUUGUUGUGGGCUGUGUCUUCCAUUCUGAAGGCUUUAGGAAGUUGGAGUGGUCAUCCAUUCAUAUUAAGAAUUAGGUACUGAAAAGCUAACUUCGUGGUUCUUUAUGUGUGGGCUGGGUUUAUCAGUUUUCUGCCUUCAGGCAGAGAGCUGGCCUUUUUUUCUUGGAGUUCCCUAAAUUUCAGAGGAGGUCUUUUCUUUGGAGCUAUUCAGUUUCUCUAGGAAGGAUUCCUGGGUACUGGCAGGAGGGGGUGGCAGGGGAAAGGGCUGGGAACUCCAUAGUUUGUAUGGUGGUUUUUACUUAAUCCUUCUAAUUUUGGACUCCCCAUACCCUGCCCUACCCCAUCCCAGUCUUCUAUGUUGGGUGACCCUCAGGUUCAGUUUCUCCUGUGGAUGGGGUUUGGGGAUGGGUGGGUUGUCUGGCUGUGGAGAGUGGGAGAGGACCUGGGGUCCAGUUGCUCAUUUUACAGACGUCUAGUCCUAACUUCAGCUCUAUGCCUCACCCCCUUUUUCUGCCGUACCUGCUGCUUCCAAGUCCUGAACUUGUCAGGUGUUUGGUGAGUGUAUUUGUUAGUUGCUCCCUUCUGGGUACAUAGGCUUUAACUUCCUCUACUCUGCUAGGUUAGUUAUCACACCUCCUCCUGGUUUUUAUUUUUAUAAACUUUGUUGAAAUCUCAUGGCUACGUAGUCUGUUCUGACAUGUUGGUCAGUCUGUCAUGUUUAACUGGAAGUCUAGGUUUAAACUGUAAUAAUGUGUAGAAAAUAAAAUUUUUGUAGUAUUGUUCUGUAAUUCAUUCUUUCCACUCUAAUGAUUUUCAGUUAAUAUGGUUUUACUAUACUACCUACCUCAUAGGGUUGUUGUGAGGAUUAGAAGAAUCAAUACAUAUGAAGCACUUAGAACAGUGCCUGGCACAUAGUAUGUGUUAAUAAGUAUUAGCUAUUAUUAAUAUUGUCACCAUUAUUAUUAUUACUGCUAUCACUCUUAAUUCAAUAAUCUGUUUAGACUUGAGUAAAGGUGUUUUCACUAAAGGAAGAAUUAUUGAUAUAUGGGAAAAUCUAGUGUUUGAUAUUAUUAUUAUUUUUUAAGAUUUUUUUAGAUGGACCAUUUUUAAAGUAUGUAUUGAAUUUUUUACAAUAUUGCUUCUGUUUUAUGUUUGGUUUUUUUUGGCUGAGAGGCAUGUGGGGUCUUUAUUCCUCAAGCAGGGAUCGAACCCACACCCCCUACACUGGAAGGCAAAGUCUUAACCACUGGACCGCCAGGGAAUUCCCUAGUGUUUGAUAUUAUUGACCUUACAUUUAACUAGACUUCACAUGAAAUAUUCGGAAUAAAUGUUAUGUAAGACACCUUAAAGCCUUAAAAAUGCAGUCACUAAUAGUUACACUAAAAGUUUUCAAAGCAUAUAAUAAUGAUUUUGAUGUGGUUUUAAGCUUUAUUGGUAUUGCUUUAUUUUAAUCAUCUAAAUAUGAAGUAGAGAAAACAAAGUUAUGGAGGUGAUGUUUAUAUGCCUACAGCCAAUAGAUGAGAUACUCUUUGAAUAUAUAGACUAUAGAAGUAGAGAAAUAGUGGACUCCAGUCACUGCACCUAUGACCUAGUGGAUGUUUGUAUACUUUUCAGAAAAUGCUUUGAACUUAUGUGAAGCAGAAUGUCUGCAUUUGCUCAAUUUUAACUAUCGUCUUUGUGUCUGGAUUAAGAGUGUAUAUGAUAACACUGAAUUCUAAUUCUUAGAGGUGAACUGUGAGUAGGUACUGAUACUACUCUUUUUAUGGAUAGUGAGUUGCAUACUUCGAGGAAGGGGAUUUUUAUUUGUAAGGAGAUUUGCAUUCUCUCUCGCUAAAGUAGAGUCCCAUGGUUGUGACAAGUGGCUAUAGAUAUCAGUACCACUAGAGAUGCUGGAAAUUUUUCUACAAAAAGAAUGGCCAUUUGCUUAGUGUGAAUAAACCCCUUUGCAAAUUACCAGGAUGACUUUGGUAGGACAGAUAAAACAGGUAGCCAUGGGCAGGGUCAAACAGUGCCUGCUACUAGCUUUGAAGCUGGCAUUUCCCCACCCCCACACCCCCACCCCGAUGUAAAUAUAUUAUCUUUAUUGUGUCCCCUUAUUCUUUGCUUUGAUGUUUCAUCUCUGGAACUUUACUGUCUACAUCUUUAGAGCCCUUAUGCUGCCUCUUCUCCAAAUGCAGCUACUAAUCUAGUAUAUUUUCAUAGGAUGGAAUUUCCCCUUUCUGUCCUAUAAUGUGCUCCUCUUUCCCCCCCCACCCCCAGUAGUAUUUUGUUGGUCUCUUUGAUAAUAAAACACUUAAUAUGGGCCAGCUGCUUUACCUCAUUUUAGCUUCAUAACAAAGAUGUUAAAGUAUAAGAAUACAAGAGCAACCAGGAUACACAGAACUAAGAUGAACUCACAUGUGAUUGAUUAGAAUGAUAAAUAUUUCGUAACUAUAUCCUGAAACAAGUAUUUAAAUUACGCCUUCAUUUAGUUUAUAUGCUUCUGGACUAAUGUUAGUUGCUGAAUAAAUGACUAACCCAGAAUUUAUAAAACCCAGAACUAUGGAAGGGAGGAUUACAUUUUGAUUAAUUGCAAUAGAUUAAACAAGUGAAUUAACAUACAGGAAUAUUAGCAAAUUAAGUAAUUCCUUUGACAUCAGUGAGGGGUAAUAUAUUCAGAAUACCAAAGAUGAAUAAGAUAUAUGACUCUAAUGAAUUUCCUCAGUGUCAGAGUGAGAGGAGGAUGCUGUUGAUAGUUGUGCUUUUGAAAGUUGUCACAAAGAAUGUUUUAUGCACUUAAAUCUCAAUAUAAAGUAUAUUACCAGAUUUGGUAGUAUGGGGACAGUUAGGAACAAAGGAGAGAGAAUAGUGUCAUAAAAGGAUCCAUGGCUGUCAGGAGCUAUACCCACACACUCUUCUUUCCCACCCUCUCUUGGUAUUAGUAGGCAGAGGUGGUCAUUUUGGGUGAGAUGUAGCAGUUUAGGAUUGAAGAAUAAUGAAGAAUACUUAUGUGUAAUGAAAAGGAGGGGUUCUAGGAAAGCAUUCCAGUCCCGCUCAGUGCUAUCAUCUCUCUCUCCCAGCACUUUGGACUCUGAGAGAGCUGAGUGAUUCCCCCCAUUCCUCUUUUUUUUUUUUUUUAAAGCAGUACCUGAAUACAUUCUUUUUACUGAGUAAUCAUUUAGACGAUGUGAAUAAAGUGAAAGUUCACUUUGACACCCCACUCUCCCAGGGAUAAUCACUAUUCUGCUGUGUAUCCUUCCAGACCUUUCCUCUAUGCUUUGACUUUUAUUUUAUGUAAGUGUAAGUGACUCUUAUGCAGUCAUUCAGAUCAGCUUAUCAAAAGCAAGGUGCUUAAGUAAACAGUGGCACAUCUAUGUGGUACAGCUGGUAAUAAAGGAGAAGGUGACUCUACAUAUCUCUGUAAGUAUUUGUAGUGUGUGACAGUAGAAUAAUUCUGACCUCUGCCGUUAUUGACCUGACAUUCUAGCUCUUUUAUUUUCUUUUUAACCCUUCUAUGCAAGGAACUGUGAAUUGAUGGCUUUUUCUAGAUAGCUAGAAUGAGGCCACUUUCUUUUGAAAGACAAUCCUGGAGUUUCUAGUGCUUUUCUUUUUUUUUUUUUUUUUUUAAAGAACUUUUAUUGAGAUACAGUUAAGAUACAAUAAACUGCAUAUAUUUAGAGUGUACAAUUUGGUAUUUUUUUUCUUAUUAGUAAUGUAUAUAUGGCAAUCCCAAUCUCCCAGUUCAUUCCCCCCCAAGCCUCCCCACUUUCCCCACGUGGUAUCCAUAUGUUUGUACUCUACAUCUGUGUCUCUGUUUCUGCCUUGCAAACUGGUUGUCUAGUGCUUUUCUUUAAUUGUGUGUGUGUGUGGGGGGGUUGGUGUGUACAGUUUUGUAUGCAUAUUUUUCAAUUGUGGACAGUGCCAUAUUGUUUUGAGAUGUGUUUAGUUAUUUAUGUUCAGUUUUACAAUUGAUUUUACAAGUUGACCUACAAAGGAUAAAAUAAGUUUGCUGUAGAAGCUACCACAACUUGGUCAAAAUAGUGUGUGUUCUUUGUUUGUUUGGCAGCAAUCAGAAGUGUGGCCUAGAGAUGGUAAAAGUUAAGAGUCCAGAUUUCUGUCUUGGAAUGUGUACAUGAUUAAAAACCUUCAUUUGACAAAUUUAUAUGGUAAAUGAGCAUGCAAGAAAUACCUCUUAAGUCUUACCAUCAGAAUCAGACUCUGUACUUAAAUAAGAAAUUUCUAUACUUGCCCUUUUCCUGUGGCAUUUGUGGUUACUAGGUUAUACAAGUGUUUCAGCAUGCCUUCAGAACUGGCAUAUCCAGACAAUUGUUUAGAGUUCCUUGCCGAGACAUCCCAUCUUGGGUGAGGCCUUAGAAUGCAAGUCAUACAUACAGCUUCUAUUCGACUUUACUAUUUUGUUUGUUUUCUUGUUUUGUGGUUGUUGGCCAGAGAGAAGUGUGAGGCAGUAAAUACCUGUGGUUUAAUGUACUUGACCAUUGACAUACUGUCUUUGGGUUUUUUUUUCCCUCCUAUGCCAACUCUGCUCAGUUAGUUGUGGCUUUCGGGGAUUCUGAGUUUGAGGCUAGGAUCAGCAGAGAGUGACCUACCUACUUGAUUAAUGGUGUCUGCUGUGGGCUUGGUGAGGAACGUGUGGGAAUGGUGGCAAGGAUAGACUGUCAUCCAGAUUAUAGGGCAAUGAUGAUGGUCUGACUGCAGAACUUUGCUAGAUUACAUUUUUAAGCACUCACAAUAAACAAAGUUGAACAAUUCAUAAUUGAUUCCCUGUUUUCAGUUUCCACUAUCAUACUAGGGUGAACUUAAUCAUGUGUAUAUAUUUUUAAAUGAAAACAAAAAUAACCAUCAUCUCUCGCUAUUCAGGGCAAGUGUAUAUGUGUGCAUGGGUAGUGCACACCACUAACCUACUGGCAGUGCCUUUGUGAAUUCGAAAACCUUUGCAGCCUUAAUGUGGUGCUCAGGAAAACAAAACAAAACAGUGCCAUACUUUUAAAAAACUAUAAAAAGUAUGAGUUUAGGAAGUGAAAUUCUAUAGCAUACUAGUGCUUUGCAUAUGUCACCUUUUGUGUUUGGAUCACCCUUAGUCAUCACUUGAGAGAAGAGUUUUAGUUCAUUUGUGGUUUUGCGUAGGUAGCAAACCUCGUUUGACAAGUUCCCCUUCUUUCUCCUUGCUGUGUUUUUACAAUACAGGCCAUGACUUUUUGGGGAAGAAUGUACAGAUUACAAGUUUUCUUUCUUGCUUUUGUGAAUCAGGCUAUGUUGGCCACACAGUGUCCUUACAUUUGGCCUGAGUCAUGAAGCCUAGCAAAAUGUACCUACCAGUGACCUAUCGUUUUUUGUCCUCAUAACAGUCUCUUUGGGGGGGACAGGUGACUUCCUCAGCUGUAGUUUGCAUCUCUCACUUUCAGAUUUGAAACGUUCAGGUGUUGUUCUUUUUUUUUGGGGGGGGUAUGAAGGGAGUAAAGGAAUGGAUGUAAUUUUUUAGAUGAUCUUUUUAAGUUCAUUACUACCUUGCUCUAGAGACAGUAAAAGGCUCAUGAUGUGAUUUUAUUUUUUUGCCUUCUGUCAAAAUUCUGUAUGUUAUCUCAACCUUCCCUUUUUACCAGCUGUGAAGAAAUCAUGGCUGUAUGUUAUAAAAAUCAUGGUUGAAUGUUAGAAGUAAGUUUCUAAGAGCUUCCCAAUAUUACCUGUAAUUAGCCAAAGAGAGAGUCACAUGAACUUUUCCAAUUCUAACUUUCCUUUUUUCUUCUUCUUACUUGCUUUUUUUUAUCUUUUUCUCUAUUUUUUAAUGGCUCAAACAAAAUAGAAGUUUUUUUUAAUUGAGGUAUAAUUGACAUAUAACAUUAUAUUCAUUGCAGGUAUGCAACAGGAUUUAAUAUUUGUUAACUUUUUCUCCAGUUUUGAUUGAUGGUGAUCUCGUCCCCCCAAAUAGCCUCCUCAGUAUCUACGCAUUUGGUGGACUGUUUUGGAAAAUGAAUCAUUUGGGAAGAGUGGGGAGUUAUUGGGGGCAUCUAAAUUUAGGAUAGGUCAUAUAUUUAUUCACCUCUUCAAAAAAUUUUGUUCAGUAAGUAUUUAUUGACCACUUACUAAGUGCUGUGUUUCUAGUAUUCAUCUUUGCUGUCUAAUUCUCCAGUGUACGUAAAACACUAUUUUUAAUAGUUAAUAUAAAUUGACUAUCUUAACUAUAGUUGGCUUUCAUAAAUUUUCACUUUUUUAGUUAACUAGUUGAAUAGUAUUAAUUAUUCACAUUUGCACGCUAAUAUAAAUAAGCAAGCAUUAGAAAGUAUCAUGGUUUUUUUAAAUAGCUUUUUCUUUGUGUGUAUAAAUAUCAGAAACAUAAACAUGUAAUUUCUUUUUUUGCCUUUUAAAUGUCAAUUUUUGGUUAGUUGUAGCUAAUACAUAUGCUUCUUACAACAAGAGUUUGUGGGUAUUUAAAUGAACAAUUUGUAACUUUAGGAGUUAAAUAAAUUGGAAAUAUUGAAAUUGAUAGAAAAGCUAGUCUCUAAAUAAACCUAGUAACAUAAUAGCAAAAAUGGCUUUAGAUUAAUAUAACUAAGCACUCUAAUUUUGAAACAUUUUCAGGAUAGGAUUUUUAUUCCCAGGGGAAAAAUAAACUUCAUUUAAAAAUAUAUGUAUAAUUAUUUUGUGAGUAUUCUUUUUCCUUCCAAAUGCCAAAAGGUGUACUCUAUUUUUGUUAUGAAAAUCCUGCUUGUUUAAAGUAUUGUAGCAAUUUUAUAAUCAAUAAAACUGAGC
Hippopotamus amphibius kiboko is the source of this 12660-nucleotide messenger RNA. It is a transcript of the gene PLEKHA3, whose product is annotated as pleckstrin homology domain containing A3. The record is from RefSeq and is a predicted model, not a curated record. NCBI's taxonomy places the organism in Eukaryota, Metazoa, Chordata, Mammalia, Artiodactyla, Hippopotamidae. Gene Ontology annotation, cellular component: recycling endosome; trans-Golgi network; early endosome. Gene Ontology annotation, biological process: retrograde transport, endosome to Golgi; receptor recycling; endosome organization. Bases 668 to 1546 code for a protein of 292 amino acids. The transcript is spliced from 9 exons.